AUGGCCGCCCGAACCAUCCGAGUGAAUCGGGCAGCGCCGCGGGCAGCCCCGGCCGUGAGGUGAGGCGGGGGUUCCAAGAUGGCGGCCGUGCGGUGGCGGUGGGCGUUAAGCGCGUUGCUCUGUGCCUUCCACGCUCAGGCCGCCUGCGUGAGGAGCGCCGUGUCUCAGGAGCUGCUGAAGGAGGGAUUGCACAGGGAGCUGCUGGUGAAGGCGGAGCUGGGCAGCACGGGGCAAUGGACAGAAGGAUGCACGGUGGCUGCUAGGACUCAGCUGCCAGCAGGAGUCUACGUGGAUCCCGAUGAGCUGGCGUCACUGCAGCAGCACAACGUAACCAAGGCUGUGCUAAUUCCUGACGUCGUUGAUGUGGAGGCUCCUGAAUACUCAGCUCCAGCCCUUACUGUUGUGCUGUACCUCCAGCCCGACCCUCGCUGUGGGCGCUGUUUCAGAGCAGCAUUGCCUGUGCAUGGGCGGUACCACCGGCCAGCAGGAAACAGUGAGGAUGCAUUGGUUGCUCUGAAGAGUCCAGAAAUACUGGUCUGCUGCUGUGACGAGCAUCUGUCUCCAGAUUGCUGGCAGCCUGCUGACGUGGAAGCUCCCUGUCCAGGGAAUAAGGACCGACUCUGUCAGUGGUACGGAGCAACACACCAACCCGAGAGUGAAGAACUGAUUCUGCGUGUCCCGGUGGGGCUCACACAACACAGUGUCUUAGUGUGUGUCGUGACUCUUCUUGCCACCGUGCUCUGUUCCAGCUUGAUUCUCACUGCUGUUUGCAGAUAUGGAGACUUCUCUCUGGUGACCUGCUUGGAAUAAAGACGUGCAAAAUGACUGA
Molecule: messenger RNA, 829 nt
Organism: Coturnix japonica (Japanese quail)
Lineage: Eukaryota; Metazoa; Chordata; Aves; Galliformes; Phasianidae
Gene: PIGX
Product: phosphatidylinositol glycan anchor biosynthesis class X
Biological process (GO): GPI anchor biosynthetic process
Cellular component (GO): endoplasmic reticulum membrane
Source: RefSeq, a predicted model, not a curated record